Molecule: messenger RNA, 585 nt
Organism: Truncatella angustata
Lineage: Eukaryota; Fungi; Ascomycota; Sordariomycetes; Amphisphaeriales; Sporocadaceae
Product: histone-fold-containing protein
Exons: 4
Coding region: 1-585 (194 amino acids)
Biological process (GO): regulation of transcription by RNA polymerase II
Cellular component (GO): nucleus; CCAAT-binding factor complex
Molecular function (GO): DNA-binding transcription activator activity, RNA polymerase II-specific; RNA polymerase II cis-regulatory region sequence-specific DNA binding; protein heterodimerization activity
Source: RefSeq, a predicted model, not a curated record
AUGUCGGAUCCCCCCCAAUCCCCUUCGAAGGAUGUUGAGGCAGGUGUACAGUCACCCGAUGGCGAUGAAGCACAAAUGAAUGACCCUCAAGACCCACACAGCGGCCUCGGCUAUGAGUUUGAGGUGAAGGAGCAGGACAGGUGGUUGCCCAUAGCCAAUGUCGCCCGCAUCAUGAAGAUGGCGCUGCCCGAAAACGCCAAAAUCGCGAAAGAAGCCAAGGAGUGCAUGCAAGAGUGCGUGAGUGAGUUUAUUAGUUUCAUCACGAGCGAAGCAUCCGAAAAAUGCCACCAGGAAAAGAGAAAGACUGUCAACGGCGAGGACAUACUCUUUGCUAUGACUUCUCUUGGAUUUGAGAAUUACGCAGAGGCUCUCAAGAUCUAUCUUUCCAAAUAUAGAGAACAGUCGCAGUCAAACAGAGGCGAGAAUCAACAGGGCAGACCGGGCAGCCAGGGUGGUUAUGGGCCGAGUGCACCCGGCGGAUCGAAUGCCGCUGGGUCGGGCUUUCAAGGCAGUGAAUCUGUCGAAGGUGGUGAUGGUUAUUUGUAUGGCCAAGCCCACAACGGUGCAGGCGGCGAAACCUACUAG